Hevea brasiliensis (rubber tree) is the source of this 1427-nucleotide messenger RNA. RefSeq names its product UDP-glucuronic acid decarboxylase 6. Bases 183 to 1238 code for a protein of 351 amino acids. NCBI's taxonomy places the organism in Eukaryota, Viridiplantae, Streptophyta, Magnoliopsida, Malpighiales, Euphorbiaceae. Gene Ontology annotation, molecular function: UDP-glucuronate decarboxylase activity; NAD+ binding. Gene Ontology annotation, biological process: D-xylose metabolic process. The record is from RefSeq and is a predicted model, not a curated record. Gene Ontology annotation, cellular component: cytoplasm. The transcript has 13 exons.
AGCGCCAGUUUCGGUUUCGUAUCCUUUCGUGAUCAAACCAUUCAAACAUCAACAUCAAACACUCCACUAUAUAUAAUGUUCUCUCCAUCUCUAUCCACUGUAUAACGUACUAUCGGAAAUCGUAGAAUUUAGAAAUCUCUCUAUCUAAAUUUCUCACUUAAGUUCAGCGGAAUUCAACAAUAAUGGCUAAGGAAGCAGCUAAUGGAAAUCACAACUCUGCAUCAAAACCACCACCGACCCCAUCUCCUUUGAGAUUCUCCAAGUUCUUUCAGUCCAAUAUGAGAAUUUUGGUCACUGGAGGAGCUGGAUUUAUUGGCUCUCACCUGGUGGACAAGUUGAUGGAAAAUGAAAAGAACGAGGUGAUUGUUGUAGAUAACUACUUCACUGGCUCAAAAGACAACCUGAAGAAAUGGAUUGGUCAUCCAAGAUUUGAACUCAUUCGUCAUGAUGUCACUGAACCAUUGCUUAUUGAGGUUGACCAAAUAUACCAUCUUGCUUGCCCUGCUUCUCCAAUCUUCUACAAAUACAAUCCUGUAAAGACCAUAAAGACAAAUGUGAUUGGUACAUUGAACAUGUUGGGUCUUGCCAAGCGUGUUGGGGCAAGGAUUUUGCUUACCUCAACUUCAGAGGUGUACGGAGAUCCACUUGUGCAUCCUCAGGAUGAAAGCUAUUGGGGAAACGUCAAUCCAAUUGGAGUUAGGAGUUGCUAUGAUGAGGGAAAGCGUGUAGCUGAAACUUUGAUGUUUGAUUACCAUAGACAGCAUGGGAUUGAGAUACGAAUUGCCAGAAUUUUCAACACAUAUGGACCGCGCAUGAACAUUGAUGAUGGGCGUGUUGUCAGCAAUUUCAUAGCCCAAGCAAUCCGUAAUGAGCCCUUGACUGUUCAAGCACCAGGAACACAAACCCGGAGUUUCUGUUAUGUGUCUGACAUGGUUGAUGGUCUUAUUCGAUUGAUGGAAGGAGAGAACACUGGGCCUAUCAAUAUUGGGAAUCCAGGUGAAUUUACAAUGCUUGAACUUGCUGAGAAUGUUAAGGAGCUUAUCAAUCCUGAUGUGAAGAUCGCUAUGGUGGAAAACACACCAGAUGAUCCUCGUCAAAGGAAGCCAGACAUUACAAAAGCAAAGGAGCUGCUAGGAUGGGAACCUAAGAUCAAGCUGCGUGAUGGUCUCCCACUUAUGGAGGAUGAUUUCCGACAGAGGCUUGGGGUCCCCAGAAAGAAUUUAAAUGCAUGCUGCUAGAAAAUUUUUACUGGAGCAAAUAGUCGACACCCCAGUCACCUGUUUCUUCCAAUGUCUUACUAUAAUUUACAAUAAAUGGAUUGUUCCCUUAUGAUUUAAAGUAGGCAAUAGUGUAAACAGUAGAACUUGCAUCUAUUGAUUCAACCACUUGGUACAUGAAUUAAUCAUGAGAGAAGCAUUUUUAUAACA